AUGGAAGAGUUAUCGAGAAAGUUGGGAUUUUCAAGAAUUGUUUGUGUGAGUGCUAAUGGUUUGGCUGGAGGAUCGUGUCUGAUGUGGAAUAACAGCAUAAAUUUGGUGAUUAACUAUUUCUCUGAGGGGUUUUUUGAAGCUACAAUUUGGGAUUAUCAAAACCAAUUACACUGGAAAUUAUUUGCAAUCUAUGGCACACCUUAUCUGAAUGCAAAAGAGGCUUUUUGGAAAGGUAUGGAGGUGGAAUUCUCUUCCUGCCAACUUCCUUGGGUGUUGAUAGGUGACUUAAAUUGUAUUGGUAGUCAAGAGGAAAAAGUUGGUGGUAGAAAAGUGACUUCGGUGGAUACUAAAUGGCUGAGAAAUUUCAUGGGCAACACUGGCGGUAUCGACUUGCAAUUUAUAGGUAACAAAUUCACUUGGCAAAAUAAUAGGUUCUCUGGGGGACUUAUUAGAGAGAGACUUGAUAGAGCUUUGUGCUCCCCAGAUUGGAUCGUGGAAUAUGCUUCUGCUGGGGUGAGAAAUCUGCCUAUUGCGAUCUCGGAUCAUGCUCCCAUUAUUCUCGAUUCGCACCUAUUUGCAGCAAAGGGAUUCAUCCCUUUUCGAUUCUAUGAAGCUUGGUCUUGGGAAGAGUCUUGCAAGAUGGAAAUCGAAAAGAAUUGGCUUUCCUCAGGUGACAACGCUACUAACUCCUUUAUUCGUAAUGUCCAUAAUAUAAAAGUGGUUUUACAAGCCUGGAAGAAGACUCACAGAGGCGUAAAUGAGAGUGACAUUAGAUUAAUGGAGAAUAGAUUGGCUUGGAUACAGUAUCAGCCGAAUCCUGAAGUUUUCAAGGAAGAAGAGGCAGUUAUUCAAGCAAAGUUGGUUGCCUCUUGGUCUAAACUUGAGAGUAUGUGGCGACAAAGGUCUAGGGAGACGUGGCUGUCAUUGGGAGAUCGAAACACAAGGUUUUUUCAUGCUGCAACAGUCAUAAAGAAACGAAGGAAUAAUAUAUGGGUGAUUAAAGAUAGCUGUGGCAAAGUUUGGAAGGAUAGAAAACAGGUUGCUGAAGUUAUAAAUCUUCAUUUCAAGGAGCUUUUUACUUCGGGCAGGCCAAGUAUUGAUGAUACUUUUGACGAAUUGUUCAUUAAAAGGGUCGAUAAUAUUGCAAAUGAAAACUUCGUUAAGGUUCCUUCGGAAAAGGAAGUUAAGGAAGUAGUGUUUGAUUUACAUCCCCUCAAGGCCCCGGGUCCAGACGGGUUUUCAGGUUGUUUCUUCAGAAAGUAUUGGGAUAUAGUGGGAGCUAAUUUAGUAGCCUCUGUUCAGGAAUUUUUCACUAUGGGAGUCAUGAAUCCUAAACUCAACAAUACCUUCAUUUGCCUCAUUCCAAAAGUAGAGUUCCCCAUGAGCAUGGAUCAAUUUAGACCGAUAAGUUUAUGCAAUUUUUCCUAUAAGGUUAUUGCAAAAAUCUUAUCCAAUAGAUUGAGGCCACUCAUGAAUGAGUUGAUUUCCCCGUUCCAAUCUGCCUUUAUCCCUGGUAGGUGGAUUGGAGAGUCAUCUAUACUCACUCAGGAGAUAAUUCACAAGAUUCGACACAAGAGAGGCAAGGGAGGGCUUAUGGCAAUGAAACUCGAUAUGCACAAGGCGUAUGAUAAAAUGGAGUGGACUUUCUUAGACAAAGUUCUCGAGGCAAAUGGUUUUGAUGAGAGGAGUAGAAAGCUGUUGAUGUCGUGUGUCUCUAGUGUCUCUUAUUCAGUCCUUUUGAACGGAAGUCCUCUUAAAAAGAUAGUCCCGCAGAGAGGAUUAAGGCAAGGAGACCCCAUGUCUCCUUUCUUAUUUCUUCUUUGUCAGGAGGUUCUAUCUAAACUUGUUCGGAGAGCUGAAGAAAGAGGCACGGUUCAUGGUAUAAAGAUCGCUCUAGCAGCCCCUCCAGUUGCACAUCUCAUGUUUGCCGAUGACACGAUUCUUUUUGCUAGAGCAAAUGAAAAUGAAGCUAGGGCCCUAAUUGAGUGUAUAUCAACCUAUGAGAGAUGGUCGGGCCAAACCUGUAGCAAACCCAAAUCAAGUGUCUUAUUUUCAAGUAAUCUCUGUAGUGCCAGGAAAGAUAAUAUGCUGAAAGCUUUGAAUAUAGCCCAAGUGCGAGGUGACGAACGACAUCUAGGAAACCCCUUUAUUUUUAAAAGAAGAAAAAGGGAGGAUUAUAUGAGGCUCAAGGAGAAUUUGAUGAAGAAAAUGGAAGGUUGGAAGGUGAAGCUUCUGUCUCAAGCUGGGCGCUUAACUCUUAUAAAAUCCGUGACUUCAGCAAUGCAUAUCUAUGCCAUGUCCACUUCAAAGAUUCCUUUGUCAACAUGUCGUGAGUUAGACUCGCUGAUGAGAAAGUUCUGGUGGUUAGGAAAUGUUGAUAAGUCUAAAUACAUGGCCUUUAAAGCAUGGGAUAAAAUUUGUCAACCGAAGAGUUCAGGAGGUUUGGGUUUGAGGAAAUGUGAGGAUAUGAACCAAGCUCUUUUAUCUAAGCUGGCUUGGAGUCUUGCUACAAAGGAGGACAAGCCAUGGGUAACUUGUUUAUUGGGAAAAUACUGCAAUAGUGACAGUUUCUGGUGUACCAAGCAAAAGAAUAAUGAUUCCUAUCAAUGGAAAUGUAUUCUGGAAACUAGAACUAUAAUUCUCAAAGGCUCGCUGUCGGUUGCUGCAUCAGGAUCUUCAAUUAAUUUCUGGAGCCAGCCAUGGAUCCCAUGGCUAGACCAUUCAGAGUUUGGAGUACUAAUGGAGAGCUUGAGAGGUAAGGAUUAUACAAUUCAAACUUUGAGUGACAUUUCCCUGGGAAAUGAUUGGAAUUCAGAGAUGGUUUUUCAGUUAUUUGGAGAGGAAUUAGGAACUCGAAUCAUGAAUAUUCCUAGAAUUCCUUUCCCACACAUGGAUCAAGUCUUUUGGAAACAAAACCAAGUAGGAAAUUUCUCUGUGCGAGCAGCCUAUAAUACUGCAAUUAUGGAUAGAAUUGAACCACAGGAGGAGGUUUGGAAAUGGAUUUGGAAGGGGGGCAUCCAUCCUAGGAUCUCAGUUUUCUUAUGGAGAGCCCUGUCUGAAGCUAUUCCUACAAAGAAUCGGCUUCAUUUUUUACAGGACAAAACUUGCAAUUUAUGUGGAGUAGAGGAUGAAAGUGCCUGCCAUACUCUUUGGAAGUGUAGUUUCUCAAAAGCUAUCUGGUUCGGAUGUCGUCUGGCGCUGAAAUUGGAAGAUCUUCCAGCUGAUAAUGUGCUCAUCAUGUUUAAGACUUUGUUAGAUAAUAUGGGGGGCGCUGAUAGGAAGGAACUGAUCACCUAUUUAGGAUGUAUCAUGACUGAAAUCUGGCACCAGAGAAAUAUCUGCUGCAUCAAGAACCAAGAAGUCAAUGUGCAAAUGGUCUUGGCAAGAAUUGAAAAGAAGGCAGAGGAGUUGAUGCCUUCCAUGUCUGCAACUCCCAGCCUUAUCCAUAUUGAUGGUAAUUUAGAUGUUAUGGGAAGGCAUAUAAUGGAAGAGCCCAGUGGCACUAUGGCUAGCAACACCUCUUCUGUUUCAUGCAAUUAUGCAUUUACUGAUGCAUCCUGGGUGAAGGACACUGCUGGUAUAGCUGCAAUUUCUGUGGAGAUAUCAUCAGGUCGCUGGUUCGCUAAUGCGCAUAAGAUAAGGGCGGAAUCAGCUUUGGAAGCUGAGUUUACAGCGAUCAUUCUUGCUCUGAACAGGGCUCGUGAUGCAGGUUGGAAGGAAGUGCGCGUUAUAUCGGACUCAAAAAUUGCAGUACAAGCUUUAACUACUAAUUCUCUUCCGGACUGGAAAGUUGCUAGUGUGUUUUAUUCAUCUUUAAACUUAGCAAAAAAGUUUCAGAUGUGUUGUUUUUCUUUUAUUAAGCGUAGUUGUAAUGCUUUGGCUGAUGGUGUAGCUAAAAGUGCUAGGAUCUCUAGUGAUUUGGCAAUUUUGUACCAAGGGGAGGGCAAUCCCCCUGUGAUUCCCAUCAAUUUUCUUAAUUAA
Messenger RNA from Cannabis sativa, 3981 nucleotides. RefSeq lists its product as uncharacterized. The transcript has a single exon. The coding region runs from base 1 to 3981 and encodes 1326 amino acids. NCBI's taxonomy places the organism in Eukaryota, Viridiplantae, Streptophyta, Magnoliopsida, Rosales, Cannabaceae. Gene Ontology annotation, molecular function: RNA-DNA hybrid ribonuclease activity; nucleic acid binding. The record is from RefSeq and is a predicted model, not a curated record.